GCAAUAGUCUACAUUACAUUGCUGUAUCAUGCCGGCACUCGCACAGCUCCAAACCACAUGACUUAUGUUCAAUCACAUUCGUCCAAUCCCGCUCGGUGUUUUCGGCAUUCAAAACUUAUCUUCCGCCCGUCGGCUUUUGCUUUUGCUUCUAAUGUCUUGUUUGAACCUUCUUCUGUUUUUUGACUCUCCGGAAUAUAUUCUCCUAAUUUUUACUAUCUUUCUUGCUUUACUAAAAUUCGCAUAUUUAAAUUCACAUAUUUAAAUCCACCAUAUAUCUCUUAUAAACAGGACUUUAUUCACAUAACAAUUGUUCUCACUUAAAAUC
Ascoidea rubescens DSM 1968 is the source of this 325-nucleotide messenger RNA. RefSeq lists its product as uncharacterized. The coding region runs from base 65 to 262 and encodes 65 amino acids. The record is from RefSeq and is a predicted model, not a curated record. The transcript has a single exon. Lineage: Eukaryota; Fungi; Ascomycota; Saccharomycetes; Ascoideales; Ascoideaceae.